UUAACAAAAUGGCGAACCCAAACAUAGGAACAGACAUAAUAGCUAAAGGUGUUCGUCUUACUGUGGUCGUAGAGUAUUGUUUUGAAAAUAUUAUUGCUGUAGUUUUUGUUCACAAUGGCAAAGAGUAUCGUGGUGUAUUAUUAGAAAGCAGCCACAGUUUUUUCCCACAUGGUAUUGCAUUCUCAAGUAGAGCAGCAUUAGAAAACCAGUUGUGUUUGUCAUUAUCACCUCGAUCUUCUAGUGAUAUGAAGCAAGACCAAGAAAUAAAGCGUCCAUGUUCCAAUGAUGUUAAAGAUAGCAAAGCUGAGCUUUCAGCUGUUGUAUCACGGUUUUCAUAUCACACAAAUCCCUUUUUGGUAAAUCCUCGCCCUGUGCAAGAAAUACCGACAGUUGAAAUGAAAGCUGUUGGUGGUCGUCGAAAAACUGUUAGAGAUAUUCGUCUCAGACCACGACAAACAUUGUGUUUUAAAUGUAAAUCUGCUAUUCAUGACAGUCAUAAAAACUAUUCCAUAUGUAGUAGUAACCCAAAUGUUAGCAAUAAAGCUGGAUCAAAUAUUGCAUCAGCACUAAGAUCCAGUCAGCGCAGUAGUAUUGAAAUGACUCCCAACAGUACAUCGUCAUUAACUUGUAGUUUGAGGAAAAGAAAAAAUGUUCAAACACCUCUGGUUCUACUUGAAGACAUUCAACACAAAAGCUCAAAGAAUACUCAAGAUAAAAAUGUUAAAACAGCAAGAUCUAGUUACAAUUUUCCCUGUUCUGGUAACAAGCGCUGUAUAACAAGAAGCAACAGUAGCAACAGACUAACUGAGCUUGUUGAUAAAAAACAUGUUCAAAUCAAAGCUAGAUUUAACAGAUCAUCAAGCUCUGGAAGUUCAAACACAAAUAACACAGGAACAGAUUGGCUUCAAAUUUUGGACUAUUCAGAAAGUAGAAAAACUUCAAACAGCACAAGAAAUACUAAAAAAGAUAAACAUAUAAGCUCUACAAGUCUAAACCCUAAGCCAUCCCCAACUAUAAAGAUAUCUAUUGGAGAUGGUGCUAUUCUAAAAAUUCCUCCUAGACUACCAGACAGUGAUAAUUUGUGUAACACCAAUCAUCUUCCUGUUCCUAAAAUUAAAAUUCUGGAUAUAUCUUCACUUCCUGAAAAUCAUUCUCACAAAAAAGCUAAAAAGGCUGCUAAAAGAUCCAAAGAAAGAGACAGGAUAAAAAUUAAUAUAACAAAAGACGAUAGCAGUUUUCCUGUGGAGUCUGAUGAUAUAGUGCCUUAUAGAACCCAGAAAAAACACAAGAAAAAACACAGACAUAGACACAAUAGUUCACUCAACACACGUGAGAGUUGUAAUGGAGAAUCACAUUUAAAAUUGCUAAUUAAUGAAACUAAAAGUGAGGAGCCAAAAUUUUCUGUUUCAUUUAACAAUACACAAGGACCAACUACAGCUGAUUCUGAUAAUGCUAUUUCUGGUGCUGAUGAAGAAAACCAUGAGAAUACUGUUCCUUAUAAAGACAAUGUAAAUCAUGAUAGACCUAGACUUGUUUACACCUGGAAGCAAAAUGAAGGUCUUUCAAGAGUGUCCUCAUCCCCUAGGCAUCAUACACCUAAUGUCUCUCCCAAGUAUGCAUUUAAAGCAUCACCAGGACUGGUCUCUAUAGGGAACUCCCCACACAGAAGAAAAAAUGCUUCUCCAGCUAGAGUUGUUAGUGCAUCACCUAACUGGCAUUAUACAACAUCUCCUAAUCGACUAUUAAAAGACUAUCCCCUUAGAAGUAAAAGUAACACAGCUUAUUCUUCAGGUCUCAGCUCUGAAACAGUGCCAGUGACAGACUACUCUGUGGUUCAGACAGCGGAUGACUGCCAGUCCCAUUCUAGUGACAUGGAUUAUGACUUGAGUGACUUCAGUGUUGAAUCUGGGGAAGAGCAAAUGCCUGAUGAUUUUUUCCCAGGGACUAAUUCACCACCCCAUGAAGAGGAGGACAAAGGUAUCAUUAAACCUCUAAUGAUGAAAAUACAAACUCAGAAUGUCAGUGGCUGUGUGUUAGAGGAAGGACGUGAAAUUCGGGUGGGAGAUAUUGUUUGGGGUAAAAUUCAAGGAUUUCCUUGGUGGCCAGGGAGGGUAUCCAACAUAACGGUCACACAGCGAGAUAAUGAUGUUGUGAUAACCCAGUUAGCUAAGGUGGCAUGGUUUGGCUCCAACACCAUGUCACAUAUGCAUUGCUCAGAUUUGUUUCCCUUCUUAAAAGACUUUAAGGUCCGCUACAAUAAAAAGAAAAAAGGCCAGUACAGAGUUGCCAUUAAGCAAGCCACUAUGGCUGCUCAGCUACUGGCAUCAGAGUCAGACAGGGAUUUUGUUUUUGAAGAUUUUGAUUUACUGUAAGCCAUAUAUAAAUACAUGUGUAUAUAGUUUUUAGCUUGUAAAUAUUUUUCCAGACAGACUUAAUACUCAUUUCAGUUUUAAAAAAAUCAAUUUUAGAAGCAUACAAAUUAUCAGAAAAGGAAAAAAAUUUCAACCCAUUUUAUCUUAAAAAUUAUUAUUGCAAGUUUGCUAAUAAUUAAUUUUUUAAAUGAAUUAACUAAUAAUGUUUUUACUGUGCUGUAUAUAGUACAAUGCAGAAAUGCUACAAUUCAAAUUUAAAAAAAAAUUCAACCUUUUUCUUUUACUGGGUAAUGGUGCUAACUUAUAAUUCCACUUUAUGUUUGACAUUCUGCUUUACAGGAAGUGGUAUUUAGUCUUGUUUUCUUCAUUAUCACAAACUGUAUUUCAAGUCAUUAAGUCUGUUUUUUGAAAGUAAGAAAAAAAAGGCUUCCUUGGAUUACAAUUUUCAAUGUAAUUGUUCCCAAACUUUUUGUACUGGUUAUGUAUUAUAAGAUCACAUUUAUCAUUAUUAUUUACAGCAUUCAUUUUUAUAAGCUUUUAAACUGGGUACAUUGAGCUGUGAAAUAAUUUUUCAAGUCUACCUAUUUCUUACUGCUUCAUAGUUAUUUAUGUUUUCCUAUUAAUUUAUUGAAGUUCUUAAUCAAUAUUUUACUUUUGUUUACUGUAUACCCCCAUGGCCAGUGAUGCGAUGUAUAAAAUCGAAGCAACACUUUUAUUUACAUUGUUAUUGUCAUUUUAAUGAUUUAAUUUCCAAUUCUACAGGAGCUGGAAAGAUAAAAGUCUCAGAAAACUAAAAGCUUGGAUUAAAAAAAAAAAUUAUGUAUUGAAGCAACUUUUAUUGGCUACAAAUGAUUUCAUGGAGACUUGCAAAGAUACAAAAUAAAAAUGGGUUUGAAAAAUAUUUUCUGUUCAGAUGUCCAAUUUCAAUUUGUAUCUUUGUAUUCAUUUUUUUUUUUUUGACUUUACUGUUCUUUUAUUUUUAAGUAAUUUAAACUAUACAUUAGUAAAACUAAAAUUAUGUUAUUAUUUAGCUAUGCUAAGUCUAUAUUCCUUAAAUUCAGUUUGUUAUAGUCAUUCAUGAACUCAAAUAUUACCAAGUCAAGAGUGAUAAAAAAUAAAAAUAUUUACAUUUGAGCUGUUACAUAUCUUAAUGUUUAUAAAUUAUUUAGUUUAUGUUUACAACCCAUUGCAUAGAAACCACUUUUGUAAUGAGCUCGUUUAAUAUAAUGAUCUGUAGCAUACUUUUUUCUUUUGAUUUUGAAAUUAAAUCAUGUAUUUCACUUCAUUAUUUUUUUCUUUGAUUUUAACUUUUGAAGAAGAAUUUUUUUUUAAAGUAAAUAUGAUACAAGUACAAAUAUUAUCUUGCACUUAAAAAAUGAUUAAUGUUGUAUAAAUCUUUUUUUUUUAAGCUAGCUAAAUAUCUCUGUAUCAAUUUUUCCUUCCAUGUAUAGCCUUUCUAAUAGCUCUUUCUAAUUUGUAAACAUUUUUAUUUUGAACUUUCUCAUUUUUUUUCUCUAUUGUAACUGUAUAUAAACAAACGUAUGGUCUAAGUCAAAUGGCGUAGGUUUCUGUUCACAUAUAAUCUUCUGCAUAGGAGGGUUUAGCACAGAAGCUUAAUUGGGAUGUAAUGACUAAGUUCUAAGAAACACUUUAAAGGUGAUACCAAAAGCUUUUUUAAAUGUGGGAUUGGAGCUGAUGUGUUACAAGAUCACUCCCUGUGUCAUAUCUGACCAUUCCCUUAUCUUGAGGCCAAAUUUAGCACAUCAAGUUUCCUUCUACUUGCAAAUAAUUUGCAUUACUCUCUAGUGUCCUUUUUUUUUGUUUUCUACUAUGUAGAAUAUAAUGUAUACUAAAUGCUUAACUGCUAGUCUUUCAAUAAGUAUAUAUAUAUUUCAGUCUCAAAAAGUGGAAUUUAAAACAUAUUGUAGAAAAUUAACUAAUGGUGUUUUAUGGCUGUAAAAUGAAAUUAUACCAUUAAUUCCUUGUUAUUUGGUGGUAUUGCAUUAAUUACUUUGACUGUCUUUGACAUAAUGUGUCAAAUAAUAUAAUAUAAUAAUUUUAAUCAAUUCUGUUAUAAAAAGUACUUUAAGUUUGGUUAAUACAUUAUAUAUGAAUUAUUUAUAUUAGUUAGGUUUAAUAAAAACAAUUCCGUUGCUUUGACACAUGAUCUAAACUCAAUGCCAAUAAAUGUCAAGUGCACUGAGUGUAAAUAAUUGUAUAAUCUGUACAUUACACUCAACAGUUACUCUAUAAGUUGAGAAUUAUUAAUAUUAUUAUUUAUUUCUACAUUAUUCACAUGUCACUUAAAAGAAACAAAAUAUUGAUUUUUAAAGAGAUUUUUGUAUUGUUAGUUGUAAAUAUAGGGACAGCCUUAAAUUGGAUCUUGACAAUUGUACUAACAAGACAGAUAGACCUUUUUAAAUUUCAAAACAUUUUUAUAUUUCUUUUUAUGGGACAGAAAAAAAAAUUGUAUUUGACAUAUUUCGGCUUCAUAAAAAAAUUUGAUUUCUAGUUUAAUUUCAACAAUGCACUUGUAUUGAAGUUUAAAUGUUAUUUGCAUAUGUGGCCAAUUUUAAUGCAUUUUAUCAUUUUCAUACUAUUAAGAACAGAUUUUUAAUCAAGCAAACUUUCUACCUUUAUUAUUAUUGUUUUUUUCAUUCACUAAUAACAUUUAUACACUGAAUUUAUUGUUCAGAAAAGAAAUAGGUUUAUUGAUUUUGUACGAAAUAUAUAUUUACUGUAUAUCAGCUCUUCAAUUUUGAGACUUAUAUAUUUAAGAAAUUCUUAACUUGGCCACUUUCUCUACUUAACAAACAGCUUAUAUGGUAAAUUAACUGUAUAGGAUUUUGAUAACAGAAUAGACUUCCCCCACAUAGCAAAAUUGUAAACAAUACCUUUUAAAUUUCACAUUAGUAUUCUUUUUCUAACCACAAUUUAAAACAUAGUGAAAUUACUUUUGAGCUUAUGACACACCUCUAAUUUGAACUAUUUGUAUGAUUAUAAAAUAGGACUGCAGGUUUCCUUCAUAGGUUAUAGAUUUUGGUGCUAUUCUAUGUUCAGAAGUGCCAAUCUAGUAUGAUCAGAGGAUAAAAGAAAGAAAUGUUAUGAGCACUGAGAAAUGGUUUUAAACAUAUUGCAUAUUAUUUUCUUAUUUAGAAAUGUAAACAAUUCUUUCCAAAGUUAGAUACAUUUUACUUCAGUUUAUUUUGUUCUACCUUUUUAUAACAAUUUAUUUACUUUAAGAAUUGAAACUUUUUCUUUGCUGUUGUUUUUUUGUUUAAUUUUCUUAUAACAGUUUUGGAGGUGUUUUCUUUUUCUUUGUUUUAAACCUUUUAAUUACUUUUUUAAUAAACUAAUUAAUUUCACACAUUUGCAACAAAACCUCAAAGAAACUUAGUUUUUUAGUUUUAAUCAUAUCUUUUAAAUUUGUACUUGGGCCAUUUCUCACAUGUCAAUAUGAUGAUUUAGCUUCUGAAAAUAUCUUAAAAAACCAAUUAUUCAAAAUAAUCUUUUAUAUUGUGUAGCCUAAUAUUAACUUAACAUAUUUAUACUAAUGGAUUGAUUUUUUUUUUUUUUUUUAAAGUAACAUUUUCUAUACAUUUGCUCAGAACUUCAAGUCUUAUACAAUAGCUCAAGAUUCUUAGAUAUGUAUUAUCUUCAUUGUAACGUUCUUAGGCUUAAUCUCAUUAAAGUGCUCAAAGAAAUUACCACCUUCCCCACUUGUUUGGGUUGGAUUGUAGUUCCAGAUAGCUGGUCCAACUUAUACUGUGAGCAUUCUAAUUAACUUGACAUGAAACCUUAUAAAAAAAAACUUAAAAUCUUCUUUUAAAAAAAAAAUCUUUGUUUUUAUUAAUUUGAUCAAAAGAUGUUAAAAGAUUUAAAAAAUACAUCUCAACUCACUUAGAAUUUACUGUUGAAAACCAUUGAAUCCUCAGUCUCAUCAGCUGUCCCCCUCUUUAUACACAACACAUGACAUUAAUCCUCCAUAAACUCACUUGAUGUUUCAUUUUUUUUUUAAAUUAGUCAAAAGGCUAUUAGUAAGCAGCACAUUCUUUUUCUGAUGUCCAAUAACUUUAUUCCCAUUGUUGUUGAAUUAUCACUAUGUAAAUGUUAAUUAUUGUUCUAUCACACAGCAUUCAUCAGUGUAAUAUAAUGUAUAUGGAUGAUUGCAAUGGAGCAACUGUCUGCACUUUUUAAAUUGUAGCAUAGAUCUAUUUCUAUACAACACUCUUUAUCACCUUUGUAUUGAAUAUGUAUAAAGAGUUUAUUAUUGAUAACUGGGUCUAUAAUGUAGAUCUAAUAGUGUCAACAUUGCUACUAACUAUAUCACUGGCUGUAAGAAAUGUUUUAUAAAUACUGUACAAAAUAAAUCUGUAAAUAAAUAAUUGUAACUAAAAAUUGUAUUCAUAGAUGAAUUAUUACUUUUGGAAUAUUUUAUGAACAUUACUCUUGUGCUUCUUGAAAUAUCCAUGUGAAUUCCACAUUCAGUAUGAAAUACAUUGAUAUAUAUGUUUGUAAAAAAAAUAACAGUGUGGAAACAGCCAUUAUUGUCUUUCUGUACUAACUGUAAUUUGUAGAUGCAACAUGUUCUGUUAACUGAUGAAAUAUAUCUUACAGCAUCUGCAAUAAAAUAUUGAUUCAAAA
This is a messenger RNA of Biomphalaria glabrata, 7016 nucleotides long. Its product is annotated as PWWP domain-containing protein 2A-like. NCBI's taxonomy places the organism in Eukaryota, Metazoa, Mollusca, Gastropoda, Planorbidae. The transcript has 2 exons. Bases 9 to 2372 code for a protein of 787 amino acids. The record is from RefSeq and is a predicted model, not a curated record. Gene Ontology annotation, molecular function: chromatin binding. Gene Ontology annotation, cellular component: chromocenter; nucleus.